Molecule: messenger RNA, 1693 nt
Organism: Monopterus albus (swamp eel)
Lineage: Eukaryota; Metazoa; Chordata; Actinopteri; Synbranchiformes; Synbranchidae
Gene: adora2aa
Product: adenosine A2a receptor a
Exons: 3
Coding region: 668-1693 (341 amino acids)
Biological process (GO): G protein-coupled adenosine receptor signaling pathway; adenylate cyclase-activating G protein-coupled receptor signaling pathway
Cellular component (GO): plasma membrane
Molecular function (GO): G protein-coupled adenosine receptor activity
Source: RefSeq, a predicted model, not a curated record
GGCACCGUCAGCCGGAGACACACGUCUCAUCUGGCUGGAGUCAUUCGCUGACGAGGCCCUGUCAUUUGUCCUGCAUCGAGCCGGAGACACUGAAUACAUUUGGUCGAUUCGUUUUUAGCCUGGACUUAACCAGGAAGUUGAAUUUAACGCGGGCGGUUUGUUUCACACUUGUCUCUGAGAGACGUGAAAUAAGCUUAUGCGUCUUAGGUCGAGCGCGCUUUUAUCGCCCCAUCGUGCACAGCGCUGUCGGAAAUCUACACUUCCAUCGAUGUGCACGAAGAAAAGAGUGAUGUGAUGUUCCAGUGAUGUGCGUUUUGGCAUCAUCUCAGCUCCUCCAGCAGUUCAUGGGAAAAAAAAAUGCUGAGGGGGAGGAUCUGAGGGGAGAGGACAGCAGACGUGCUUGGUACCAGGAGAGAAUGGAGGCAGCUGUGUCCUGUGUGUGCACAUAGGAGCAAUGAUAGAUUCUUCUGCUGCUGAGAAAACCUCUUCAUCGGCUGUUUGAGCUGAGCAGGCGUGACAGACUUGGCUUGGCUGCUUUGGAGAACCCGGUGGACAUUUCUGGAGUUGUUAGAUGUGGGGAAGCUGAGCUCAGUAGUCAGGCUGCAGCUAUGGUCUUUGAGGUGAGGUCUCCUCUCUCCUCUUCAGUGACCUCGCCGUUUGUGUCACCAUGCCGGACGACCCCACCGCCACUGUCCUCUACAUUGUCCUGGAGGUGCUGAUCGCCGUGUUCUCCGUGCUGGGCAAUGUCCUGGUCUGCUGGGCCGUGUGUCUCAACAGCAACCUGCAGACCAUCACCAACUUCUUUGUGGUGUCACUGGCGGUGGCUGACAUCGCUGUGGGGGUCAUGGCCAUUCCCUUCGCCAUCGUCAUCAGCACCGGCUUCUGCUCCAACUUCUAUGGCUGCCUGUUCAUCGCCUGCUUCGUGCUGGUUCUCACACAAAACUCCAUCUUCAGCCUGCUGGCUAUUGCUAUAGACCGCUACAUCGCUAUCAAGCUUCCACUCAGGUACAACAGUUUGGUGACAAGUGAGCGGGCACGAAGCAUCAUCGCCAUCUGCUGGGUUUUAUCAAUCGGCAUCGGUCUGACCCCUAUGAUGGGCUGGCACAAGUCGCCCGAAAGUGCCAACAGCACCUGCCCCCCUGGCCUGAUGAAGUGCCUGUUUGAGGCGGUGGUGGACAUGAAGUAUAUGGUCUACUUCAACUUUUUUGCCUGUGUACUGAUUCCUCUGCUGCUGAUGCUGGCCAUCUACCUGUGUAUCUUCAUGGCGGCUCGCCACCAGCUCAAGCUCAUCGAGGUGAAAGCGGUUCAUGGCGACAAGUCACGCUCCACGAUGCAGAAGGAGAUCCAGGCUGCCAAGUCUCUGGCCAUCAUAGUUGGGCUCUUUGCAGUCUGCUGGCUUCCUUUACACAUUAUCAACUGCUUCACCCUCUUCUGUCCUCAGUGUGACCGUCCUCCGCUCUGGGUCAUGUAUGUGGCUAUUAUUCUGUCCCAUGCAAACUCUGUGAUCAACCCCUUCAUCUACGCCUACCGCAUCCGGGAGUUCCGACAAACCUUUCGUAAGAUCAUCAGACGGCACAUCCUGGGCAAGCAGGAGCGGUUUGAGAGUGGCAGCAGUAAGCGCACCUCCAUUCACCACAGCAUCACUGACUCCAUCAGACUCAAGUCAGGUGACCUCAGGGGAGGGUGGUGGUGA